Molecule: messenger RNA, 4900 nt
Organism: Synchiropus splendidus (mandarinfish)
Lineage: Eukaryota; Metazoa; Chordata; Actinopteri; Syngnathiformes; Callionymidae
Gene: myo6a
Product: myosin VIa
Exons: 36
Coding region: 181-4083 (1300 amino acids)
Biological process (GO): actin filament organization; inner ear morphogenesis; inner ear auditory receptor cell differentiation
Cellular component (GO): endocytic vesicle; cytoplasm; actin cytoskeleton
Molecular function (GO): ATP binding; microfilament motor activity; actin filament binding
Source: RefSeq, a predicted model, not a curated record
GCAGUUUCCCAGGACUGCUGCGGGAGUCGGAGCUCGUGGGGCGGGGAGAGUUUGGCCCGAGCUGGCGGAGCGGACGACGGCUCACCUGGACUCGGCUCGGCUCGGACGUGCACUGCCUCGCUGGGAUCGGAACCAAGGCUGAACUCGCCAGGACUCGGAGCAGGGUCUGGAGACGGCGAGAUGGAGGACGGGAAGCCGGUGUGGGCGCCGCACCCGACGGACGGGUUCCAGCUGGGAACCAUCGUGGACAUCGGCGCGGACAGCCUCACCAUCGAGCCUCUGAAGCAGAAGGGAAAGACCUUCCUGGCUCCCAUCAACCAGGUGUUUCCUGCCGAGGACGACGUCAACAAGCAUGUGGAGGACAACUGUUCUCUCAUGUACCUGAAUGAAGCAACACUGCUCAACAAUGUUAAGGUUCGAUACAGUAAAGACAAGAUCUAUACGUUUGUGGCCAAUAUCCUCAUCGCCGUCAACCCGUACUACGACAUCCCCAAACUCUACUCGCCCGACACCAUCCGGCAGUACCAGGGCCGCUCGCUGGGCACGCUGCCGCCGCACGUCUAUGCCAUUGCUGACAAGGCCUACAGGGACAUGAAGGUUCUGAAGAUGAGUCAGUCCAUCAUCGUCUCCGGGGAGUCGGGGGCAGGGAAGACGGAAAACACCAAGUUUGUUCUGAGGUACCUGACCACCUCGUACGGGACGGGCCAGGACAUCGACGAGCGCAUCGUGGAAGCCAACCCUCUGCUGGAAGCUUUCGGGAACGCCAAGACGGUCCGGAACAACAACAGCAGCCGCUUUGGCAAGUUUGUGGAGAUCCACUUCAACGAGAAGAACGCAGUGGUCGGAGGGUUCGUGUCCCACUACCUGCUGGAGAAGUCCAGAAUCUGCCGCCAGGGUCCAGAGGAGAGGAACUACCACAUCUUCUACCGUCUGUGUGCCGGAGCUCCUGAAGACAUCCGGCAGAAGUUCCACUUGAGCUCCCCGGACACCUUCAGGUACCUGAACCGAGGCUGCACUCGCUUCUUCGCCUCCAAGGACACAGACAAGAAGAUCCUGCAGAACCAGAAGAGCCCCGAGCACCUGAAGUCUGGCCCGCUCAAGGACCCGUUGCUGGAUGACCACGGCGACUUCAACCGCAUGAGUGUGGCCAUGAAGAAGAUCGGUCUGGACGACACAGAGAAGCUGGACCUGUUCCGGGUGGUGGCUGGAGUCCUGCACCUCGGGAACAUCGACUUUGAGGAGGCAGGGAGCACCUCAGGUGGUUGCAACAUCCGGAACCACUCGGACCAGACGCUGGAGUACUGUGCCGAACUGCUGGGCCUGGAUGAGGACGGCCUGAGGAGUAGUCUGACCAGCCGGGUCAUGCAGACCACAGCAGGGGGCGCCAAAGCCACUGCCAUCAAGGUGCCACUGAAGGUGGAGCAGGCCAACAACGCCCGGGACGCUCUGGCCAAGGCCAUCUACAGCCGCCUCUUUGACCACGUGGUGACCCGGGUCAACCAGUGCUUCCCCUUCCAGUCCUCGGCCAACUUCAUCGGAGUCCUGGACAUUGCCGGCUUCGAGUACUUUGAGCACAACAGCUUCGAGCAGUUCUGCAUCAACUACUGUAACGAGAAGCUGCAGCAGUUCUUCAACGAGAGGAUCCUCAAGGAGGAGCAAGAGCUGUACCAGCGUGAGGGUCUGGGGGUCAACGAGGUCCACUAUGUGGACAACCAGGACUGCAUCGACCUGGUGGAAGCCAAGCUGGUGGGCAUCCUGGACAUCCUGGACGAAGAGAGCCGUCUGCCGCAGCCCAGCGACCAGCACUUCACAGACACCGUCCACAGCAAGCACAAGGACCACUUCCGCCUGACGGUGCCCAGAAAGUCCAAGCUGACCGUCCACAGGAACGUGAGGGACGAUGAGGGAUUCAUCAUCCGACACUUCGCUGGAGCCGUCUGCUACGAAACGACCCAGUUUGUGGAGAAGAACAACGACGCGCUGCACAUGUCUCUGGAGUGGCUGGUCAGUGAGUCCCGGGACAAGUUUGUGCAGAAGCUCUUUGAGAACUGCAACAACAGCCGCGGAGCCAAGCAGAAGGCCGGAAAGCUGGGCUUCAUCAGCGUCGGCAACAAGUUCAAGACCCAGCUCAACAUUCUGCUGGACAAACUCCGCAGCACUGGCUCCAGCUUCAUCCGCUGCAUCAAGCCGAACCUGAAGAUGGUCAGCCACCAGUUUGAAGGCGCCCAGAUUCUGUCCCAGCUUCAGUGUUCGGGCAUGGUGUCGGUUCUGGACCUGAUGCAGGGCGGCUUCCCAUCCCGGGCCCCCUUCCACGAGCUCUACAACAUGUACCAGAAAUACAUGCCGCCAAAACUGACCCGGCUGGACCCGAGGCUCUUCUGCAAGGCUCUCUUCAAAGCGCUGGGACUCAACGAGAACGACUACAAGUUCGGUCUGACCCGGGUCUUCUUCCGGCCCGGAAAGUUCGCUGAGUUCGACCAGAUCAUGAAGUCUGACCCGGACCACCUGGCUGAGCUGGUGAAGAAGGUCAACAAGUGGCUGAUCCACAGUCGCUGGAAGAAGGUUCAGUGGUGUGCGCUGUCUGUCAUCAAACUGAAGAACAAGAUCCUGUACCGCACUGGCGCCUGCAUCGUCAUGCAGAAGACCGUCCGCAUGUGGCUCUGCAGGAAGAAGCACAAACCCCGCAUCGACGGCCUGGUGAAGGUUCGGCACCUGAAGACCCGGAUGGGUCGCUUCACUGAGGUGGUGUCUGGACUGAAGGAGGGGAAGCAGGAGGUGACCAAACAGAUCCAGGAGCUGGAGGCCGCCAUCGACGCCCUGGUGGUCAAGAUCAAGACCACCAUGAUGUCCCGGCUGGACAUCGACCAGGACCACCAGGCCCUGGUGCGGCGCUCGGAGCAGCUGCUGACGGCGCUGCAGAACAAGAAGAAGGAGGAGGAGGAGCGCGAGCGUCUGCGCCGCAUCCAGGAGGAGAUGGAGCGAGAGAGGAAGAGGAGGGAGGAAGAGGAGCGGCUUCGCAAGCAGGAGGAGGAGGAGCGAAGGCUCAAAGCUGAGAUGGAAGUGAAGAGGAAGCAGGAGGAGGAGGAGAGGAAGAGGAGGGAGGAUGAAGAGCGCAGGAUCCAGGCGGAGAUGGAGCUGCAGCUGCAGGUGGAGCGGGAGGAGGAGGUGGCCCGGCAGGCGGUUCUAGAGCAGGAGCGGCGCGACCGAGAGCUGGCACUGAGGAUCGCGCAGAGCGAAGCUGAGCUCAUCCCAGACGAGUCUCCCAGCGACGGCGGCGGCCUACGCAGCAACGGCUCCUCGGUCCCGUCGUCCCCGGAGAAAGCAGCCUUCGCUGGAAGAACCAAGCUGAAGAGUCUGACCAUGGAGGAAAUGGCGAAGGAGAUGACGGAACUCCUGGCUCGAGGUCCACAGGUUCAAGCCUCCAAAGCUGCCGCUGGCGCCAAGAAGUACGAGCUGAGCAAGUGGAAGUACGCGGAGCUGCGGGACGCCAUCAACACAUCCUGCGACAUCGAGCUGCUGGCGGCAUGUCGGGAGGAGUUCCACCGCCGGCUCAAGGUCUACCAUGCCUGGAAGUCCAAGAACAAGAAGAGGAACGCAGAGGCAGAUCAGCGCGCACCCAAGUCCAUCACUGACUACGAUAUUGCGCCUCCUGUGACAAAAGCAUCCCAGCAGAACCCGGCGCCGCCCGUGCCGGCGCGCCAGUACGAGGUGGCCAUGAACCGACAGCAACGCUACUUCCGCAUCCCCUUCAUCCGGCCCAGCGACCAGUACAAGGACCAGCAGAACAAGAAGAAAGGCUGGUGGUACGCCCACUUCGACGGGCCGUGGAUCGCCCGGCAGAUGGAGCUGCACCCAGACAAGCACCCGGUCCUGCUGGUGGCAGGGAAGGAUGACAUGGAGAUGUGCGAGCUGAGCUUGGAGGAGACCGGCCUGUCCCGCAAGAGGGGCGCGGAGAUCCUGCCGCGGCAGUUCGAGGAGGUAUGGGAGCGCUGCGGCGGGAUCCAGUACCUGCGCAGUGCCAUCGAAAGCCGGCAGGCUCGGCCCACCUACGCCACCGCCAUGUUGCAGGGCAUGUUCAAGUGAGCGGCCGCGCCGGCCGCGCCGAGCGAGGGACGUUUGUCCGUUGUCCUUUAGCUGUGGCCGGUGUCUGAGCCUAUGCAGAGAAAUCCUCCCAAAUCUUCACACGCGCUUGAUUUCCAGAGACUCCACGGGGCCUUAAUCUUCCGCUCGCCGCCGUUGACGUGGGGCGCGGCCUGAUUCCUGCUGUUCCUUAGUCCUUCACCACGUUCCGCCUGCUUGGUUGUUGAUUUACCUUGAAUGUAACUCCUGACCUCACGACGCCCUGGCUCCGCCUCCUCGCCGUCGUCGUCUGAUUCCUCCUCCGAACGAAAAUGUGAAUCGAUUAUGCAACUGCUGAGAUGAAACGUUUGGACCGAGCUUUGGUUCGCGCUGACCGCAGGACGUUUUCAUCGACGAUGAUUCCGAGAAAUCAUUCCGAAGCCUCUUCGUUACGAUUCCGUCGGUUUGCCAUGACGCUCUGGUCUGGUUCCGCCAAGACUCGUGGCUCUGGAACUCUCUCAACUGGAAAUCUUUUCUACUGGACGGCCGAUCCGACGUCUAGAGUUUCUAUUUUUGGAUGUUUCUACUUCUCGCAGUGAAGAACAGCAAUACACGGGAAGCAAACGGAAGUAGCCGGCUCUGCUGUGGAGACACUCGGCGUUCGGCGUGACUGGAAGCUGCGCGUGGGACGGUCCAAACCGCGGCUACAGUGGCGGCUCUGGUGCGCUCGGACGCGGCGACUCGGUCUCCGGCGCCAAUCAUUCCCUCCGGACACGUCGUCGUGUUGCUGGUUGUUUUUCUAACACAGAUCUAACCAAGAUUAAAUAAAGAAUUCCACGUG